Molecule: messenger RNA, 5306 nt
Organism: Cyprinodon variegatus (sheepshead minnow)
Lineage: Eukaryota; Metazoa; Chordata; Actinopteri; Cyprinodontiformes; Cyprinodontidae
Gene: bcl9
Product: B-cell CLL/lymphoma 9
Exons: 10
Coding region: 730-5187 (1485 amino acids)
Biological process (GO): canonical Wnt signaling pathway; positive regulation of transcription by RNA polymerase II
Cellular component (GO): beta-catenin-TCF complex
Molecular function (GO): beta-catenin binding; transcription coactivator activity
Source: RefSeq, a predicted model, not a curated record
CUGCCCCCCUCCACCUCCACCUCCACCACCACCCCCUGAAGGCUGACUGGAGCUGCUGACUGGCUGGCUAGCUAAACCCACACGUCGCGUCUUGGCCUCGCUCACACGGCGACCUACCUCCCCCCCUCCUCCCUCCCUUCUCUUACUCUUUCUUUUUUUUUUUCUCGGCUCGCAAAUGACGGUUUUUGCGGCGCAACAGAAGCGGAUUAUUCACGAUGUUUUCGGCGUGGUGUGAAACCCGCGGAGAAACGUUGGUUUUUACCCCCAUUAUCACAGCGGAGGACCGCCCGAGCUUCGUGAAAAUGGAAAAAAAGGGACACAAUGCAGCAUGCAUGUUCUGCAUUCUUCAGGAGCUCCACGCCGUCGGUGUGAAUGACUUGUGGCUGUAGGUUGUCCUGAGAGGGCCAGGUUCCUGCACAACAGCCUGCGCGGCUGACUGGGAGGAGUUGAGGGGAGAGCAGACAUCAGUGCCCAGGGGACCUGAGGCCCACUUCUCCAUAUGAGGCCCUGCUGAAAGGGCAGGGGGGGCUUCUGAGUGCGCCCGAGGGCCGUUGAAAGCCCCCUUGGGGGAGUUUCAUAAACACACGAAGAACAAGAAAAGCCUUCUGGACUAUUGUUUUUGUUUUUACACGCCUUGUUUUUCACACGCACACACACACACACACAUACACACACACCCACCCAUACAUACGCGUCCCCCACCCGCUCUCAGACAAGGACAGAGGGAGAAUGUUGGAGGUGCAGGAGGAGAGGCCAGCGGCGGCAGGUACAGCAGCGACACAUUUCAGCAAGAAGGAGCGAGGGAAGAAGGAGAGAGAGGAGACCAAGGACGGCCGGGGCAACCUGUCCAACAUCACCAAUCCUGUUUCUGCCUCCAGGAACGUGCGAGCUAAAGCGCCGCUCACACACACAGGCAGCCCCCACCAGCUCAUCACUCCACCCUGUUCAGUAGUCCUGGGAGCCCCAUCAAUGCACUCCAAUAGGCUAAAAAACUCCCCGUCCACCAACACGCAGAGCCCUAAACCGAAGACGGAGGCCAUGGUACGAUCCCCUCCUGUCAUGUCCCCCUCCACUGCUUCCCAGAUGGACUCAAAAAUGCCCAAUCAGGGUAAACCUGGGAGCACGGGCAGCCAAUCACAGCCCUCCCCCUGUGACCCCAAAACUAUGGGUGCCAAAGGGGCUCAAAACGUGUCGGGGGGAAUGGGGCUAAAAAACGGCCAGGGCCUGACGUCCGCACCGAGCUCCAAGGUAAAGGUCAAGAGGGAAAGGAGCACCUCUGUGGAGUCAUUUGAGCAGCCAGAGAGUGGCACGCCCACCAAUGAGGAAAAAGAUACCAGCAGGGCAAAGAGGAUUUGUGUUGCAGAAAGGAGGCAGCCGUACACUGGAGCUGACUGGGGCUCUGGAGGAGAAAGCGAUGAAGAUGACAGAAGUUUUUUAAACUGUAACUCGAGUGACGUGAGGCCCCAGGACACACAUUCUACCUCCAACGCCGGACUCAGUCGCUCCUCAACGCCUUCCCACAAUGCACUGGGAGGCCAAGGCUCCACAACAGAACCUACCAGUGGCCAGAAACCAGGCCCCAAACUUGCUUAUGUCUUCUCCACAAAGGAUGCAAACAUGGCAGCUGAUGCCGUUCUCACUGGCCACACAGAAAACAUCAUUGCCUUUCACAUGAAAAACAUCAGCAAGGAUAAAUCUCACCUCAUGUUGAACAAUGCAUCUGCCGUCCUGCGGAAUGACCCGAAGCCUCCUCAGCAGUCUCCGUCCCAUGCCCAAGAACAAAGCCACCAGCCUGGAUCGAAGCCGUCCUUAACCGGAAUGGCGGAUCAAGCGCAGCCACAGGCUUCAAGUCAAGGGAAUCCGCCUUGUGUUCUUCCGCAGGAGGGGUCGUCGUCCUCUGGCACAGAAUCAAAUAAUAUUCCUGGCAGUAGCCCCGGUAACCCCUCAGCCCCUGCUGAUCAGACUCCCGUCUCCCAACCGGAGGCAGGCCUAAACCCUCCGACAUCUGCUGAAGGAGGACAGGGUGGAGGCACAGCUGGAUCGGGUCUUACACCCCAGCAGCAGCAGCAACAGCAGCAGCUGGCUCAGGAGCUGCUGAACAUGGAGGCCAACACCGAAGGUUUGUCCCAAGAACAGCUGGAACACCGCCAGCGUUCCCUGCAGACUCUACGAGAUAUCCAGCGCAUGCUUUUCCCUGACGAAAACGCCCCACCUCCUGGACACCCGCAGCCCCACGUGGGACCCCACGACGGAGCUCCAGAUGGUCCACCUAGGCGUUCGGAGCAGGGACCUUUGCAGGCCAUGAUCGCACAAUCCCAAAGCCUUGGACCGCCGGGCGGACCUGGAGGACCACGUCCACAGGGCCCCCCCUUUGGGCCCCCACAUGGUCCAAGGGACAUGCCUUUAUUUCCAACGGAUGACAUGGUCCCACCAGGUGGUCCUGGUGGGCCAGGCGGGUGUGGAGAAGGAGAUCAGAUGACCCCAGAACAGGUGGCAUGGCUGAAGUUACAGCAGGAGUUUUAUGAGGAGAAGAGGAAAAAGCAGGAAAUGCAACACCGGCCCCUUCCUCCAGACAUGAUGCACCCUGGUCCACGGGGAAUGAUGCGGGGACCCCCACCCCCUUAUCAGAUGGGUCCAGGAGAGAUGUGGGGCGGGCCAGGUGGUCCACCAGAACAUUACCCAGACCGAAUGGGCAUGGGGCCCGGUCCCAGGGGUAUGGGCCCUCACAUGCAGAGGAUGCCUGGCUUCUCUGGCAUGAUGAAUCCUGAGAUGGAGGGCAUGCCAAGGCCAGGAAUGGGCUGGCCUGAUGACAUGCCUCCAAGGAUGGGAGAACCCCGAGGCUUCCCUGGAGGACCUGGAGGAAUGUUUCCUGGGCCUGGGGCUCGUGGGGAGCGUUUUCCAAACCCCCAGGCAGUCCAGGAGGCAAUGUUCCACCAAGGAAUGAGUGGGGAGAAAGGCAUCCCCCCUGGGAUGAUGAUGGAUGUGCAAAGGAUGAUGGGGCACCAAAGAGGUGGAAUGGAACCUGGCAACGGCAUGGGGAUGUUUCCCAGAAUGCCUGUUGAUGGUCCUAUGAGUCCAUCAUCAAGGCUUCAAGGAAUUGGGGGCAGGGAAAUGGGUCCAGAAUUUGGUAUCGGCCCCGGUCCUGGCCCGGGACCUCACAUGCAUCCUUCCAAACUGCGAGACGGCCCCAUGAAUAUGAGUCCAGAUGAAAUGAUGAGAAUGAGAACAGGUGGAGGUCCUCCGAUGGAGAGUAUGGGACCACAAGGCAGGCCCAUGCAGGUUCCUCCCUUCCCCGAACAGACACCAGCAGACUUUCCGAUGGGACCCGGGCGGCCAUUCCCCGGGGGGAUGAGGGGUCCCCAUUCUGACCCAGCAUUCGGUCCAGAGCACAGAUCCACACCAUCGGGAGGAAACGGACGCAUCAAUCAUCUUUCAUCAGCUGGGGGUCCUUCACAGGGUCAGAGGGGCCGGAAGCCAGCAGACCUGAAUGUCCAAGCAGGAGGGGGGAACUCUCCCAGUGUUAACCCACUUAAGUCUCCACCAUUGAGGCAAGUUCAGUCUCCAAUGAUGGGCUCUCCAUCUGGGAACCUAAAAUCUCCUCAAACACCGUCCCAGCUGGCCGGCAUGCUCAGUGGUCCUACGGGCCCCAGCGCACCUCCAGCUCCUCCGACCUCUGCACCAAUGAAAUCUCCCCACUCCAUGAUGGGAUCAGCAGGUGCCUCUCCUGUUCACAUGAGGUCUCCAUCUCUUCCAAACCCCUCUCCAGGAUGGGCCUCCUCACCAAAACCACCCAUGCAGAGUCCUGGAGUGCCCCCUCAGGGCGGCAAGCCUCCACUAAGCAUCACGUCUCCAAACAUGAUGGGGGGCAUGGAGCCAGGAGGUAACGUGCCUCCUUCAGCUCCUCCCUCAUCAGGGGCUCCGUCUGGCUCCAUGUCCCUUCCAGGCAACGUCCCGUCUGGCAGUCCGUACACCAUUCCCCCAGAACCGACACUCUCCCAGAACCCGCUCUCCAUCAUGAUGUCCCGGAUGUCCAAGUUUGCGAUGCCCAGUUCGACUCCUCUCUACCACGAUGCCAUAAAGACUGUAGCAAGCUCAGACGAUGACUCGCCCCCAGCUCGCUCUCCCAACCUGCCUCCAGUGAACAACGGUAUGGCAAUGAAUCAUCAAGGAAAUCCACGUAUGAUGGGACCUGGAAAUGCUGGACCUAUGCCUGCACUUAGUCCUCUGGGCAUGAACCCCUUGGGGUCCCAGCCUCUAUCUCAUGGCAUGCCCCCACAGAUGCCCUCUCCAAAUGCCCCUAACAUGGGCCCAGGCAUGAUGUCUCACGGCAUGAUGAUGCAACCAAAUCCACAGGACCCUGGUAUGCCAAAUCCUCAAAUGAUGCCCCAAGGACGCAUGGGUUACCCUCACCGAAACCAGGGGUACCCGCUCACCCAGUCCCCGUCCCAACAAGGCCCCUUUUCCCCACACAAUGGCCCCGGCCCCCAAGGUUUCCCUGGUCAUCCGAUGGGGUUCCAGGGUGAACCGGGGCCAAUGGGCGGACGGAUGGGGAACAUGCCUCAUGGGGGUGGGGGUGACGGGGGCAUGUGCAAGCCUAAUACACCUGGCGGACCGGAAUUUAACAACAUGCAAGGAGGAUUUGGAGAUGCAGACCUUCAUGAAGUGAUGCGGCAGGGGGCUUCUGGUAUCCCAGAAUUCGACCUGUCCAGGAUAAUCCCGUCAGAAAAACCCAGCCAGACUCUGUCGUAUUUUCCCAGGGGUGGAGGAGAUAACCCAGGAGGCAAACCCCCUCACCCGUCUGGGUUUCCAAUGCAGAGCAUGAUGAGUGACGGCCCCCCCAGGAUGGGGAUGCCCAUGCAGGGGAUGGGGGGAAUGUCAGGGGGACCCGGUGGGGGUAUGGGCCCCCAGGACAUGCCGAUGGGCAACCCAGGUCACGGUUCAAUGCGGCCACCGGGAUUCAUGGGCCAAGGCAUGAUGGGCCCUCAGCACCGGAUGAUGUCUCCUGGGGGUCCGGGAGGGAUGAUGCAGGGGAGACAAAUGGCUCACCCAGGCCCUGGUGGCUCACCUAACAUGAUGAUGUCACUACAGGGCAUGGGCGGUCCUUCACAGCAGACGAUGAUGAUGGGGGGCCAAGUGAGGCUUCGUGAAAUGGACAUGGGGUUCAGUCCGGGGCAGGGAAUGUUCUAAUCUAACAAACACCUUGUAACUAGAAUGUUCUCGAACAAAUAACCAAGGAAGAUAAAAAAAAAAAAAAAAGAUGGAGUGUAGCAAGUAUUCAGAAACAGAGGGACUCAAGUAAAUGAGAU